This is a messenger RNA of Mizuhopecten yessoensis (Yesso scallop), 5436 nucleotides long. Its product is annotated as fibrinogen-like protein 1. The record is from RefSeq and is a predicted model, not a curated record. The transcript is spliced from 2 exons. Lineage: Eukaryota; Metazoa; Mollusca; Bivalvia; Pectinida; Pectinidae. Bases 1383 to 2630 code for a protein of 415 amino acids.
GACUGGCAGGCUGUCAGUGUGUGUAAGCUCACUGCUUGGUUUGGAACUUGAGGUAGAGUGGAAUAGUAGAGAGGCAGGCCUGUACUGAAGGGGGCACCUAGGUACCCACCGUAGGAGGAUACACCAAUAGAAAGACAGGGGCAGAGGAGAUGUCUGGAGAGGGCUGGACCGGACCCUAAAAAGCCAAUAAUUUAAACACCUAUACUGGAUAUAACAGCCGAAUUGUCUAAGGGUUAUUCAUAUUCGUAACUUACCCCUAGGAGGAUACUACUAUCACGGAGGAACAAAAGUAGGAUUAUAUCAUCAUCUACAAUAAGAAUCACUGGAGAUUGAUCUGAAGAUUCCUUAUCACAGAUCUAUCACACGUAUAAUUAUAUACGGGAGUUUACUGUGCCUGGUUCCACCUGGGGCAGUAGCCAACAUUACUUCAGUGUACCUCAAAAGUGAAAUUCAGAUGUGAGGAAUGAAAACGUGAUAAAUUGGCAGGUGUAGUGUUUUAACUUAAACUGUUCCUUACGACAGUCUUAGAGAUAUAUGAUCUGGACGUUACAUAUCUGGUGUGUCUGUCGGGGGAUCCUGCCAGCUAACAGUGAUAUUAAUAUUACAUGCCUGGCUGAUAAAGCUGCUGCUACUCACUAGUACCUGUGUGUAUCCAGGUAAACACUUGACAGCUUUCUUAUUCUCACCUGGAUGUUUAUGAAUGAAACUAUCAGGUAUAUACUUGUUAAUAGAUUCAGAAAACUUUAAAAAAAAAUUGCUGCAUUGUCAACCAAUAAUAUCACCUGAAAUCUCAAUAGCCUUUGACAAAAAAAAGUGAUAUAUGUUUAUAUACAAAACUGAAAACUUUGCUGAUUGGUGAAAAUUUCCUUUGCAGUAGUAACAGGUAGUUUCUAUUGGGAUACAUGGUAACAGUGUGGUACAGAACACGGGUUCCUUCAGGAGUCUGUUUUCUUCUUUGUAGAAGUGAUUUUAGCUUGAGAUUUUUCUUUGUGAUAUUAUAAUACUACAGAAUCUACCAGAAGCAUAUUUCCGGGAUGAUGAUAUAUAUUUGGGUUCUCCAGUGCUAAAAUAGUUAAAAGUCUGCUCCAUCAAACUUGUUUAUGAUAUUUUCCCCCUCCCAUGUGUUGGAUCUUGUCAAGCCAUAGUGAAUAGGUACAAGGGAAUGUUUGUUAGUAGAUCAGCUACCAGCUCUUCACCAGCUGAUGUCUACUGAUCACAAAACAUUUUGGCUUACCGUUCACAACAAAUCACGCUAGAACAAUAAUAGAUAAACAAAGGUAAGUAAUGCCAGUAUUCAACAUUGGAGUUGAAUUUUGAAAAUAUCCAAGAAAGGAAAAGGAGAAUUUUCAUUUAAUACUUGUGAUAAAACAAAAGAAUUCAAAAUGCAGAAUGUUUGGAUUCUAGUGUUAACUCUUACAGCAGUAUUUCAAAUCUGUGAAUUUAGAAAAGACAGACUUGGACGAAAAAUACUUCGGACUCAGCGUUGUAAGUACACCUUUGUGGUCAAAGAAGUGGAUGCAGGGCACUGCCCAACGUCCAUUCCUCCUAUCCAACCAGUUGACCAAAUGUCGGGGGACAUGAAUACCCUUAUAAGCCGACUGCAACAGGUUGAGAAACAACUGGACGGGGAGAUGUUGAAAAACGAUAAUUUAACUGAAAGUAUUUCAAAACAAGAGCUGACACUUAAGAAAGCAGACUACAUGCUAGAACAGUAUCGGUCAAAUUUUUCCAAUCUCUUUCACAUAAUCAACCAUUUAGAGCGAAGCUUACACACACAGCGGUCAAGCUAUAGGGAUCUGGAGAAGAAGGUAUCCAGUGUUGUCCUUGAUGUGUUGGAGAUGAAUAACAUACUGACCACUAAGGUCAGUCCAGGUGACAUCAGCAACCCUAUUCUUAAGGAUGUACAGGUGCAAAGCGUCUCAAAAAUACACAACUGUGGCCUCACCAACACCGACGCAACCUUCGUAGACUGCCUAGAUGUCCUGAAUCGGGGUCAUACGACUAGUGGUGUAUACUAUGUAACACCAACAUACUCGUCCUGCUCAAUUCCUGUCUGGUGUGACAUGGAAACGCCCCCUGGUGGCUGGUUACUGAUACAAAAGCGAACAAACGGUGCGGUUGACUUUGAUCGAUUUUGGAAUGAAUACAAAGACGGAUUUGGUAAUGUUGUGUCUGAAUUCUGGAUAGGACUGGACAACAUGUUUCUGUUGUCUAAUCAGGAUCAUUACGAGCUUCGUGUAGAUUUGUGGGAUUUCGAUGACAACCGUGUGCAUGCUCUAUAUAAAGAUUUCAAAAUUGAUGGGGAACGCGACAAAUACAAACUGCAUGUUGGACAUUAUGAAGGAAGUGCUCACGACAGUUUUGAAAUGCAUAAGGGUAUGAAGUUUAGUACCCCAGACCAGGACAAUGAUAACUGGAAUAACUAUCACUGUGCCCGGGAGUGGUCGUCGGGAUGGUGGUAUAAUAACUGUUGGUCCGCAUUACUCAACGGACAAUAUCACAAUCGAUCCGACGUUAAAUUUAGGGGAAUAACCUGGAAUGAUUGGAAACAUGAACAACUCGCCCGAACGGAAAUGAAAAUUCGUCCUAGCAGACUUUACCACAACAAUACCGUGCCACAUAAGAAAUAAAAGGUGUUGGAUAGGGACAAGGACAGUCAGUAUUCUCAGUGGGAACAUCUGUUGUCCUGAUCAAAUGUUUCAAUCAAGUGUCUUUAUGACAAUGACCAAAAUCUUGGGCAGCAAAACACUUGAUUUGAAUGGCAACAGAAGAGUCGUACUGCAUGAUUGACACAACAUCAGCCAAGCUUUUCCACAACCAAUUGUGCACAGUCAUGCACACAAAAGUUUGCACACAGCAAAAUGUUACUCUUAUCCAGUGCUUGUUAUGGUCCCUGCGUGACGAACAAGAUGGUGUAUUAUAAAAAAGACUGAAACAGAUGAUAUGAGAAGAUUUGUGUCUAUUAACUAAUAUGUACAUUAUUGUUGGGCUUAGGGCUAUUGCAGCUGUGAUACCUGAACUAAUUAGAAGGGUUGACGUGGGAUAUUCUGGGUACUGGAGUUUCAAUGAUGGCCAAAGACAUCUCAGCUCAAGUUUGUUCCCAGUAUAUUCCCGAACCUCCCUCCGAAAACCACUGAUACUCUGACAAAGGUCAGGCUGUAGUAGCCACUGGAGUAUUACGCUUGGGGGAGUAACGAAUUAUAUAAAACGAAUUGUAUUAGAAUGAAGCAACUAGCCAAAUGGACCAUGACAUAUGUCUGCUUCCUUCUACAGCUCCUUUUACUCAAGAUAAAAACUGUGGUGAUAUUACAACAUGACGGAAAAAAUGGUGCCAUGUACAAUAUUUUGAUACAAUUUGUACGAUUUAAUAUAUACGAUUAAAGGCCAGUAUUAUAAGUCAAGGGCAAUCACACAUAUGUAUGCAUGGCUGAGUGAGCAUUUGUUAUUAUUAUUCCAGCAUCAUCGCUUUAUAAAUGUUCAUGAGCAUUGCUUCAUGAAUAUUCAUGACACUCAAUUUUUUUAUUGGUACAGUCUUUAGAUAUCAAUGUACAGGCUAGGCUUUUUCCCUUCUUAACUGGCUAAGGUAUUAAGCCUGAAAAAUAAUAUGCAGAAAAUAUGGAUGAAAGUGAGAGGUGCGAAGGUCAUUGUGAUAUACAGAGAGGAUUGAUCACUUUUAUUAUUUAGUGAAAAUGCAGUAUAAUGUAUCGUUAUACUAUUUAUAGGCUAAUAUCUUUAUAAUUCCAACAAUAAAUACAUAUAAUGUGUUUAUUUAAAAAAAGGCAUUCAAUGUUUUGUAUAUGAAAUAAUAUUUGUCAUUUACCAUGUCCGCUACAGGGCAUCAUCAUGUGUUGAAAAUCAAAAUUCACUUUAUAUAAAUAAGUUUACCAUGUAUGCUUGAUCGCCAUCUUAUCAAAUGGCAUAAAUGUUUCAACAUUUAUGACUUAAUUGAGUCUAUUUCAUUAUUAGGAUUCAAAAGAAAAGGUCAAGUCACAGGUUAGGACCUACCUGCCCUCUUUAAGGAGCUACAUAUAUACAACCUUGUGUAAAAUACUGUGCACAUCCAGAUAAUGUAGCUAAGCCAAAUGACACAUUCAAUGUGAUAGGUAUUUAUGUAAGCAACAAGUGUAUGACCGAGCUUGGCAGUAUAAAGAUGGGGCGAGAUAAGACAAGUGAAAUGACACGGUACUCAUAUCCAGGAUAUGUUUCUUGUAUCCAUAACAACUAUAUUUUGUCCAGAACUGUGUGUGUGAACUUAUUCGUAUCCAGGACAACUUAUUCGUAUCCAGGACAACUGAUUCGUAUCCAGGACAACCAUUUUGUAUCCAUACCAGACAACUGAUUCUUAUCUAAAACAACUGUAAAACAGGGUUUAGAUUUUUCCACUAACAAGGUAUUGAAAGUGACACAAGUUUGAGCUACUGUAUACAGUGAUCCUUUGGAUACAUGUUCCCAAGGAUACAACAACACCCUGGAUACAAUGACACCCUGGAUACAGUGAUGCCCUGGACACAAUGACACAUGAUACAAUGACACCCUGGAUAUUAUGAUACUGUGGAAACAAUGGCAUCAUUGUUGUUCAUUGAAAGUUAAGCAUUAAUUAACUAAAGAAGUGUACCAUUGUAUAUCUUGUGUCCAAGUGGUCAAACAAUAUGAAAACCAUGAUAUUUACAUACGAUUAAUAACAUUUAAAAGCCAUUGUACCAGUAACUGCAAAUGUGAAUUAUGUUUGGCCAUGAAUGACCUUGACAGGUGCCAUAUAAACAUUUCCUAUAGUACUAAGGAGCUCCAGUGUAUACUGUGAUACGUAUAGGGCACGGUAGUGGUAUGUGUACCUAAUGGGAAAGGUCCUUAUAAGAGAGGGACCUAACAGGACAGGUCCUUAUAAGAGAGGUGCCUAAUGGGAUAGGUCUUUAUUAGACAGGUUCCUAGCAUGACAGGUCCUUAUAAGAGAGGUACCUAAUGGGAUAGGUCCUUAUUAGACAGGUUCCUAACAUGACAGGUCCUUAUAAGACAGGUAUCUAACAGGACAGGUCCUUAUGAUACAGGUACCUAAUGAGACAGGUCCUUAUGAGACAGGUACCUAAUGAGACAGGUCAUUAUAAGACAGGUACCUAAUGAGACAGGUCAUUAUAAGACAGGUACCAGACAGGACAGGUACCUAACAGGACAGGUCCUUAUUAAGACAAGGUACAUAAUAGGACAGGUACUUGGAUGUAUAUGACCAGUACUGAAUACUGUUAAACAGGUGCUUCUAUACAAAACAACUAAUUGUGUUUAUGUGGGUCUGAUAAUGUUCCCAAGUGUCUUAAUUAUGUAAGUAAAAUGUGCCAUAUAUCUAUCUGCCUUUGAUCAAUGUACGAUAUUGCCUGAUCAUGGUACCUCGCAAUUGUUUUAAUGUUCUCAACUGCUAUUGUGUAAUAAAAGAUUUAAAACUUG